Molecule: messenger RNA, 178 nt
Organism: Racocetra persica
Lineage: Eukaryota; Fungi; Glomeromycota; Glomeromycetes; Diversisporales; Gigasporaceae
Source: the annotation of a GenBank genome assembly
GAGGUGGUGCUGUUGAUAAGUUAGAAGGUUGUGUUGUUGAUGAGUUAGAAGGUUGUUCUGUUGAUAAGUUAGGAGGUUGUGCUGUAGAUGAGUUAGAAGGUUGUGGAAUAUUUACAGAAGGUGAUUGUAGUGCAGAGCUUGGUGGGAGGAUCAGUGAGCUUAACCAGCGUUGUAACAG